Lacerta agilis (Sand lizard) is the source of this 1317-nucleotide messenger RNA. It is a transcript of the gene CNN1, whose product is annotated as calponin 1. The coding region runs from base 61 to 960 and encodes 299 amino acids. NCBI's taxonomy places the organism in Eukaryota, Metazoa, Chordata, Lepidosauria, Squamata, Lacertidae. Gene Ontology annotation, molecular function: actin binding. Gene Ontology annotation, biological process: actomyosin structure organization. The record is from RefSeq and is a predicted model, not a curated record. The transcript is spliced from 7 exons.
AGAAGGCACCAAACCACACGCAGAGAGAGCAAGCCGCACAGAGGACAGCACGUGUGCAACAUGUCCGCGACACACUUCAUCAGGGGCCCAGCCUAUGGCAUGUCAGCUGAAGUCAAGAAUAAGCUAGCGCAAAAAUACGAUCCCCAGAAGGAGCACGAACUGCGGCAAUGGAUUGAGGAGCUGACCGGGAAGCGCAUCGGGGACAACUUUAUGGAAAGUCUGAAAGAUGGAGUCAUCCUUUGCGACCUUAUUAACAAACUCCAACCUGGAUCUGUGAGGAAGGUGAACGAGUCCACACAGAACUGGCACCAGCUGGAGAACAUUGGCAACUUCAUUAAGGCAAUCACAAAAUAUGGAGUGAAGCCCCACGACAGCUUUGAAGCCAACGACCUUUUUGAGAACACAAACCACACCCAAGUCCAGUCUACUCUGAUUGCUCUGGCUAGCAUGGCCAAGACGAAAGGCAUCAAGGUGAACAUGGGCGUGAAAUACGCUGAGAAACAGCAGCGCAAAUUCCUGCCUGAAAAGCUGAAGGAAGGACGGAACAUCAUCGGGCUGCAGAUGGGCACCAACAAGUUUGCCAGCCAGCAGGGCAUGACAGCAUAUGGCACACGUCGGCACCUCUAUGACCCCAAGUUGGGCACAGACCAACCUUUAGAUCAAGCCACAAUCAGUCUACAGAUGGGAACCAACAAGGGGGCUAGCCAGGCGGGCAUGACGGCUCCUGGAACCAAGCGGCAGAUUUUUGAGCCCGCCCUGGGCAUGGAGCACUGCGACACCCAGAACAUCUCCCUGCAGAUGGGCAGCAACAAAGGGGCAUCGCAGCAGGGCAUGACUGUGUAUGGGCUGCCGCGGCAGGUCUACGACUCCAAGUACUGCCUCACACCCCACUAUGCCAUGAUCGGAGAGGAUGAGGACCAGUACAACCACAGCCAUCAUAACUUCUACAACUCAGAAUAGCCAGCAGGAAUCAUGGGACGGACAUAGAACAGAGACACCAGCACUUAAAAAAAGAAAAAGAAAAAAAAGGGGGGCACUUCCCAAACAGAAGAUCCACCAUCAGGUGGCUAUUUUCACCUGGGAAUAUAAGAAGAUCCAGACGGUUCCCCAAACUGCUAACCAGCUCACUAGAGACUCCUCAAACCAUGCCAAAUCCAAGUCUCCCCUCCAAGUCUCCACCACUGAGCCUUAAAAGCUUCACUUCGAUCCCUUUCACGCUUUAUUUAAUGUAUGACGUACUGCCACUACUUUUAAGCAUGCACUGAUGUGGCUCAAAGCCGCUAGGAUGGAAUGUUACAGUAAAAAAAUAAUAAUAAU